Messenger RNA from Acanthocheilonema viteae, 1521 nucleotides. The record is from the annotation of a GenBank genome assembly. NCBI's taxonomy places the organism in Eukaryota, Metazoa, Nematoda, Chromadorea, Rhabditida, Onchocercidae.
AUGUUUUUAAGUACAAUUCAGAAAUGUUGUAAUACAUCCGCAUGCAUUUCUACACUCGCUGUAAGGACUGCAUCAUAUCCAGGCUUGCAUUUGCAGUCAGAUUCAGUAUCACUUGAUCAGUGCCAUUCGAUUGAUGCUUGUCUAAGAACAAAGCUGUCGCUCGAAAAAAAUCCUCACGAUCUACAAAUUGAAAAAUUAAAGUCAGCGGUUACGAAAGAUUUUCCGGAAUAUCCCGAGAAUGGGAAAUCUCAAAUUCCGAAAGAAAAUUCGGAACAUUCUCAAAAACAGAAUUUAGUACAAACGGGUUCACGAAAAGAGUUUUAUCUACGGGAAAAUGAAGUCAAAAUGGCAAGAAGUACAGGAAUUGGCAUCGGUGAUGAAAGACUGGAAGCAUAUUUGAUGAAUGCACUACUAUCGAAAUCUUCGGAUGGAAAUACGCUUAAUGGUAUGAACAUCUCUGUGUUUGACUUACAUUCAAGGCGUUUUGUUGAACGGCUACUAAGUGCUGGUGUUUCUAGUCUUUCCAUCAUUGAAACAUCACAACAUGAAGCUCAGAAAGCGAAGGAAUAUGCAGGAAGGAUGCGAAAAAAGAAAGGAUUAUUAGUUGGAGCAUAUCGAGCCAAUAUGGAAUCAUUGUUUCCACUUUGUACACGGAAGAAGCAAGCACCAUUCCCAGCUAAAUUGCUCUUUGCUAGCCAGCAGCUUAUGAAGGAUGCCAUUAAUCCGUUUACGUUACUUAAAAGGAAUACCGAGCAAAUUAAUGACGAAUCUGGUAACAAACAAAGAUUUGCGCCUAUAAUAAUAGGCUGUUUACCUUCAGCCACUCAACAGUCUAAUAUGCUUACUUCAAUGAUCUUCAAUUUAAUCAUGCAUUUAUGUGCAAUGAAAACGGACACAAUGUUUCAGUACGGUCCCGUACAGUUUAUUACAUUUCUUUCAGCUGGAAAUUUUGCACUGGCAACUUGUGCCAUGGAUCCCAAUAUGCAGUUUGUAUCGAAUGGAAGUAAACACAAGUCAUGGCUACUCAAUAAAUUAUUUACCGUUAGGCCAAUAUCUGGUUAUACAGGAUUUCCACGCGACAGUUUCAGUCCUCCGUUUCCGCUACCCAAAUCUCUCCCUUAUGAGAAAAAAUUCAGUUCGAUUGGUAUUACGAAUGAAAAUCUAUUUGGUGUAACAAUAGAGCCGAAGAGCGAAAUUGAUAAUGAUCAUCUGAAUUCAUUAGUCAGUUCUAAUGAGGAAAUCUUAAUAAAGUACGCAUUCUGGGUUAUUUUUACGGGCAAAAUGACUUCUAAAAUAAAAGUUGCUCAAAAGCUCAGGGAAUGGUUUCCAAAAGCAAGUAUGGAUCUAAGCUCUGUUGUUGAACCAGAUGCUAAAGUUGCUGAUUUGCAGUUAGAAGAUUUUGAUAAAAUUUUUUCUUUGCUGCACAUGGAAUUAAAUGAUAAUUUUACAUAUAUCAAUGAGCUGAGGAAUUUCUAUGCUCACUUUAGGCCUGCAAUUGAAAAUGCUAAAUUUGCGGAUUAA